Messenger RNA from Boleophthalmus pectinirostris (great blue-spotted mudskipper), 4545 nucleotides. RefSeq names its product diablo IAP-binding mitochondrial protein-like. The transcript is spliced from 6 exons. Bases 43 to 741 code for a protein of 232 amino acids. Lineage: Eukaryota; Metazoa; Chordata; Actinopteri; Gobiiformes; Gobiidae. Gene Ontology annotation, cellular component: mitochondrion. Gene Ontology annotation, biological process: neuron apoptotic process; intrinsic apoptotic signaling pathway in response to oxidative stress. The record is from RefSeq and is a predicted model, not a curated record.
GCAGCCGGUCCUGACCCGGACACUUUACAGAGGAGCACCAACAUGGCGGCACUGAGGAGGUGGAAGUCUUACCUCUCUGUUCUCAGGAGCAGCUGUCGUGUCGUCUUGACCGAGGUGAAACCUGCAGCCCAGACAGUUCGGACCAGAAGCGCUUUGUUCACCGGUGUAGCGUCUUUAGCGGUGGGCACCACGCUGUGUGCCGUACCUUUCAAACAGGUGGAGAACCUCUCUCACGACUCCCUGAUCAGAAGAGCAGCGUCUUUAGUCACCGACAGCUCCAUCACCUUCCUCUCCCAGACCACACUCGCACUUAUAGAAGCCUUCAUGCUGUAUUCAAAGGCGGUGCACACCCUCAUCGCUCUGCAGCAGAGGUACUUGGACUCUGUGGGGAAGCUGAGCCCGGCCGACGAGGACGCGAUCUGGCAGGUCAUCAUCACCCAGAGAGCAGAGAUAAAUGAGCGGCGGGAGCACUGCGCCCGUCUGGACACGACCUGGGCGAGCGCCGUGAAGCUGUGCGAAGCGGCCGCUGAAGCCGCCUUCUCCUCAGGAGCGGAGCAUGCGUGCGUCACCAUGAGGACCCACCUGGACCUGGCCCACAGUCAGGUGGAGGAGGCUCAGAAACUCUCCAGAGAGGCCGACAGACUCUUAACUCAGACCAAAGUGCUGGAGGUGGAGCGAAUGGCGUCCGCGCUCGGCACAGAGGAGGAGGAGGUGCCCGAAGCUUACCUCAGAGAAGACUAGACCACACGGCACAAAUGUGAACGGGGCCGCCACGUCACAACGCUCCGCCGCUCUAAACAAACGUCAAGAGAUCACGUUAUAAAUUUAUUUCUAGAACCGAUAAAUGUUGAUGUCAUUUCCAGGCUGCACGAACUGACUGAGGGGGUGAAAACAAGUGUCAUAAUUCAACCUGACUAGAGUGUUUAGAAUUUCAAAAUAAAAACUGGAACAUUUACGGGGUUUUUUUUGGUGGGUGGUAAUAAUAAAAUACUGAAACGAAAACAUAAUUAAGUAAAAUUGUUCUGCAGAGACCAUUCAUGACGAAGAUGUGAGCCAGUAUAGCCACGUUUUCUUCGUGUUUUGGUCGUUUUUAAGCAGAUUUUUUAGAUUUUACCUAAACAAGUGACAAUGUAUGCCUCUCGUUACUGUCAGCAGGUUUCAAAUUGGUAAAAAAAUAAGGACAUUUCUUUAUAAAACUGCGACAAAUUAGUGUUUUUGGAUAAAUCUGCUGGGACAGGGGACACACGGCUCAAAAAUGCAGCUGUCCCAGGUAAAAAUCGCCCUAAACUUGCCUAAAAUAAGGACACAAACUACUUUAAAUGACGUUGUAGUGCACCGUUUUGCAUCCCAGACCUUUCGAAAGCGUAUGUUUAACCACAAACUGUAUCACAAAUGUAAAUGACGUAGUAAUAAUAACAUAGAGGUACCUCACUAACGCCUUAGAGUAGAUUCUUACCUCAAUUUCUCUCAAUUAAAGCCAUAGAUCCGUCCAUUAAACAACUGCAAUCUCUUUAAAGGUGGACUGUAACUUUUCGGUUGAGGGUCCGUCACGUGUUUGUUCCACAGUGUGACAUUAAACAGCUCUAAUUUACAUUUAUUCAAUUACAGAUGCUUUUAGAGCUUAAAAUUACCUUGAAAAACAGACAUUCUGACUGUGAGCGGGUCGCCUCUCCACAGAUCUGACCUGUAACUCGGUCUGGUUUGGUCUCGUUGAAGAUGGAAAGGUUUAAUGUCAUACUGUGCUGUGAAACAUUCCAGACAAAGCAAUAACACAGGGUUCCCGCGGUCAUGGAAAUGCUGGAAAAGUCAUGGAAAUUGAAAAUGUCAUUUUCUAGGCCUGGAAAAGUCAUGGAGUUUUGUAAAUUCAAUGAAAGUUUUGGAAAAGUCGUGGAAUUUUAGUUUCUCUUUCAGGCAACUACAGUGUUCUGAUAAGUUCUCACUAGGCUAUUCUGAUUAUUUCCAAACGUACGCUUCUUUUAUUUAAUACAACUUAAAAAAAAAACUAAAAAAUAAAAAAAAAAACUACACAAAACUACAAAAAAAAACUACAAAAAAAAAAAAAAAACUAAUAAGAUGAGUGGAAAGGGUUAACAUUUCAUAUUUAUUUCUCAAAGUAUGAUUAAUUCUAGACGUGUAGGUGUUGUAAAGUCUUGGAAAAUUCACUUUAGGUCGUGAAAAAGUCAUGGAAAAGUUUUGAAAUUUUGUCAGUGAAAAACGGUGGGAAUCCUGAAAACAUCUCAACACAGAAAAACAUUUGACGGACCCUCCACCGGAAAAGUUACACAAUCCACCUUUAACAUGAGAAAAAAAAAAAAGAAGAAACUCUUUUUUUCAACUUAACAAAAACAUGUUCCUUGUUUUCAAUUCACCGAUGAACCUGGAAGUGACAUCACACUUAAGACAGAGCUGGAAGACAGGUCAGAGUUCUGUGGUGACAUUUGGGAUUUGUUGACCUGGUUUAUGAUUAAUAUCUCUGUAAUUAUCAAAAGACGUGAUAGUUGACCGUCGAAAGGACUUUAAACCGUAAGAUUAACAAACGUAAAAAGUCUGUGGAGCCGAUAACAAACAGAUAAUGAGAAGGUUCAACGUCUGUGGAUCAUAAGUUUGGAGAUUUCUUUCAAAACUGUGGAUUGUACAAAGAGUUUAAAGGUCCUAUAUUACGCUAAAUUGACUUUUGGGAGUUUUAAGUCAUGUUAUAAUGUUUUUACCUCCUCAAAAACAGACCUGGAGCUGUGUUUUGUUUCAUUCACUCACAUAUUUUUAUUAUUAUUAGUCUGUCUACAUUUUCAAAACUUAACCAAUACCAAACUUAACCAAACUUUUUCCUUUUGUUCAGUAAAGAUUUGCAAUUCCAGAGCUGAAAUGAUCCAAAUGUCAUUUCCCUCCGUUUGUUCCCAUCUUUUACUCUCAAACGGUGAAUUCGCCCCUUAAAACAAAUCUUUUAAAAAAGUCCGGCUAGAGUGGAAGUUCUGGAAAACUACAGAUUCAGUAAUACAGCAGGAUACAGCAGUUUUGCCACUUCUUUAACAUAUUUGUGGAGAGGCAAAUGCAAGUUUUUCAAGGUAUUUUUGAGUAGUACUUACAACCGUAAUGAAAUAAAUGCUACAGGUUUGAGUCUAACACAGGCUCGGCGCAGUUAUGACGGAGCUCGAUGGCGUAUUUAUGCAGGUUGAUGCAGAACAAACACGUCAGACUCAGGCCCGGGCGUCAAAUUUGGUCCGUAAUAUAAUUAUAUUUGGCCCACAAGCUCAUAUCAAAUGUGUAUUAGAGCUGGCACUGCUAUUACUACUACUACUAAUACUACUACUAUGAUGAACUUGUAUCUAAAAAGAGAUGCCAAGUAUUUGUUUCUGUUUUGGACCCAUGUGUUUCAGAGUUAAUCACAGUCAAGCAAACUGAGGUUAGAUGAAUGUUUUGUCAUGAUUUUUGACUCUUCGUAGUUGAAAGAUUGGAUUUUCACUGAAGCAAGUUGUUAUUUUUGACUGGUUGUUGAAAAAAAAAAACAUUUAAAAGGAAUUCAAAAGCUACAGAUAUUCUAUAGAGACAUUAUUUAUUUAAGAUGUUGUUAUUAUUUUACAUUCUGCUUGUUCUGGAUUCAAUGUUUAAGCAAAACUAUUAUUAAACAUUUAUUUUAUUAAGAAAAGAUUUAACAUUAUGUAUCUCGAAAGAAGAGAAAACAUGCAGAUGACGUUGAAAUUUUUCAGUAAAUAUUUAGUUUGGCCCCACGACUUAGUCCCAGUUUGUAAUUUUGGCCUCUGUGAAUUUGAGUUUGACACUCCUGAUGUAAACAAAAACUUAUUUUGAAAACGAUGCUAUUUUGGAAAACGGAGGGGGGGAAAUAUGUUUUCAGUUUUCAGUUUUAGAGAAGAACUCUUAGCCUAAAUUUGCAGGAUUUGUGUGUGAAUGAAACAAAACACAACAACAGAGAUGAGAAAUUUGCUUAAUAUAAAUCCUUAAAGUUUAUACACGCUCUUUUGAUAACAUUUCACCACUAAAAAGUAAUAAUAUUUUGGUAAUUGCUACUCUAACAACCAAUUUUUAUCAUUCUUAAAACCAUAAAUAUAUUCUCGACUGUGAACACAACCUCUAAAAUUCCAGUUUUGACAAUAAAUAUGCCAAAUGUACAGUAUAUUUUGACACAAUUUUGGGAUCACGGGCGUAAAAAUCACUUUAGAUUUUUGCAAUCUCGUUCAAAUGUGCUGGAUCGUUCAUGUUCGCGGCUGUAAUUGUCGGUCUUGGUCGAAAUUCUCGUGUUGCCCAAAUGUGAAUGGACAGUAAAAGUGAACAGGCGUUGAGUAUUAGAACUGGAAAAUGCUUUCACUUGUGUUGUGCUAAUGCCGAGAUGAGGGCGUUUUCUGUUUUUCUGUUGCUGUCACAAAAACUCUGAUCUCUUUAAUGAUCUGUGCAAUGUUGUUGUUGUUGUUAUUGUUUGAUAAAUUAAGCACUGAGUCGCUCGUGUUCCUGUGGGGUUUAACGGGGUUUAUCUGCUUGUGCUUUUGUACUGUAUCCACAAACUAAAAGUGGAAUAAAAGGGAGUUGAAAAUA